GUGAAAUUUUGACAAUAUGAACUCUAUAACUUAUUUUCUUUUUCAAAAAAUAAUUUACUUAAUCCAUUUAAUUUCUGCUGUAGGUGGGAAGAUUGUAGUCUGCAGGUUUCCAAGCAUCGUCUUUAGAUCGGCAAGAUGGUUUCAUUCGAGAUGAACGACCGAAAAAAGAUUGGGCUAGGAUUGACAGGGUUUGGCAUAUUUUUCUCAUUUUUGGGAAUUAUCUUCUUCUUUGACAAGGGAUUUCUUGCCAUGGGUAAUGUACUCUUCUUAUCAGGGUUGCUGUUAACUAUUGGACUGAAGUCCACCAUGCAGUUCUUCAUGAAACGCCAGAACUACAAGGGUACAAUCUCAUUUGGUUCUGGCUUCUUCUUCGUCCUUGUUGGGUGGCCUAUCCUAGGCAUGAUGUUUGAAACAUAUGGGUUCCUUGUACUCUUCAGUGGUUUCUGGCCUACGCUGGCAGUUUUCCUUCAAAGGAUACCAAUUCUUGGUUGGGUGUUCCAACAACCAUUUGUGACUUCGUUCUUCGAUAGGUACAGGACUAGACGGGUACCUGUAUGAAGUGUCUGGAUCAAUGGAGGAGCAAAGCAGCACAACAGGACAAUGCUCUCUCUGUAAGAUAACGUCUGACCACGAUCCAAUGUAUUGUUUUGGUCCAUAUUGUGAGGAGUUAAAAUGUUCUAGUUGAUUUGAUGAUUGUUAACUCCUUUUCUUGUAUAAUUCAAAAUUCGGUUAACAAUCGACUUUCCUCCAGUUAA
Messenger RNA from Telopea speciosissima, 755 nucleotides. RefSeq names its product vesicle transport protein GOT1-like. Gene Ontology annotation, biological process: retrograde transport, endosome to Golgi; endoplasmic reticulum to Golgi vesicle-mediated transport. Lineage: Eukaryota; Viridiplantae; Streptophyta; Magnoliopsida; Proteales; Proteaceae. Bases 136 to 558 code for a protein of 140 amino acids. The record is from RefSeq and is a predicted model, not a curated record. The transcript is spliced from 6 exons.